Messenger RNA from Colossoma macropomum (tambaqui), 2352 nucleotides. RefSeq names its product rubicon like autophagy enhancer (gene rubcnl). The record is from RefSeq and is a predicted model, not a curated record. Gene Ontology annotation, molecular function: phosphatidylinositol phosphate binding. Gene Ontology annotation, biological process: autophagosome-endosome fusion; autophagosome maturation; autophagosome-lysosome fusion. Gene Ontology annotation, cellular component: intracellular membrane-bounded organelle; autophagosome membrane. Lineage: Eukaryota; Metazoa; Chordata; Actinopteri; Characiformes; Serrasalmidae. The transcript has 13 exons. The coding region runs from base 89 to 2062 and encodes 657 amino acids.
GGCGUGAAAGAAACUCAGCUGGUGCGUUUAGCCGUUAGUACCGUCUGUCUUGAGAGCUGCUUUACCAGUUCCUGAAAUUUCGAGAGAAAUGGUAGACAGGGAGAGCAGAACCAGCUCUAGCCGAAUGAAACCCAUUUGUGGGUCUAUGGAAUCUAUCCUUGCAUCGUCCCCUGAGUCUAACGAUGAAGACUCUUGUGAUUUCACAAGAAUUGAAAUGACUGAGGAUGACCCCGGUGGAAGCCAAGGUCACCUGAAACCUCGGUAUGGAAGCAGCAGCCCAAAUGAAUGGAACCCUGGCUGUAUCUCCAAGCUGGACCCAGAGGAGACGUGGUACCACCUGCCCAGGAGCAGUCCCGUCAUAUCCCGUAAGGCUCGCUUCCAAAGCAUGGAACAGCAGUCUUCGGAAGGAUCUUCUCCCGUCAGUUUGUCUUCAACACCACCGUUCCAGAACAGGCUAACGCCUGACACCCCAAACUCAUCCGGGUUCUCUAAAGGUUUUUUGAGCAUGCAAGAACUUCCAGAAGAACCAGGAGUUGAUUCCUCAGUCCCAGGGAUAUCUCAGCAGUGUCCCCAAGCUGUUCCACCAUGUACUCCAGUUGCAGCGAAGUGUUUAACUCGACAAGCAGCCGUAUCCACCGACACUGAUGAGCAAGGAAGCUUCUCAUGUGGUUCGUCAGAGUCCCAGUCCACUCUGGAGACCAGGGGUCUGUCUCUGUCUGAUGGGAUGGUUCAACAUCUCAAUGGGAGUCCACGGCCAGGGAGCAAAAACAGAGCCAGCUCAGACACCCACCUGAUCUCAGGUCCUGUGAAUGAGAAGCAAAUCUCAGAAGACUUCUACAGGAACAGUGUGGACCUCGACCAGGAGAAUGCCCACUUUGUGGUGGUGGACAUGGUGCUGGAAGUCGUGGAGGCUGUGAAAUGGACCGUGUAUCAGCAGCAGUUAAAACACACAGACGCUUCAGAAGACAGAGACUCAGACUUGCACUCCAAGAUGCGCUCUUUCUCCUCCUUUGACAGCGGUUACGAUGAUUACUGCGGGCACCGGUUCUCUUCAAACAGAAGCUCUCUGGCCUCGAAACGUAGGUCUUUAAAGGUCUCCAGGUGUUCUGCUGAAAGUCUCGCCCAGCGGCUGAUGACGGAACUCAGGAAACAGUGGGCGCUCUCAGAGAAGACCUUCAGCUGUGACGAACCGUGCCUGACUCUAGAGGAAUUUCCUCAGGACACAGUCUCCAUGGUGACCAGGGGCGGGCUGAGUGAGGAGAUCCGACAGAGGAGCAGGAUGAGAGGAACGCUAACCUGGGCUCCACCCCGAUUCCAAAUAAUCUUCAACGUGCAGCCAACACAGAGGCGCAGUGACGUUAUUGCCGCUCAGCACUUCCUCUGCGCCGGCUGCGGGACAGAAGUUGAACCUCGUUACAUAAAGAGAUUACGCUACUGCGAAUACUUGGGCAGAUAUUUCUGCGAUGGUUGCCACAGCGGCGGGGAGUCAGCGAUCCCGGGACGGGUUCUGAGUCGCUGGGAUUUCAGAUGCUACCCCGUGUGCGUCUUCUCCAAGCAGUUAUUGGACUCCAUAUGGGAGCAGCCACUAUUCAAGCUCAACGUUGUGGCUAAGAGCCUGUACGGCCAGGCCAAGGAGCUGCAGAGAUUCAGGGAGCUACAGGAGCAGCUGAUAUCAAUCAAAAAGCUGUUGAAAGCCUGCAGACUGUCCGAUGGGGUUCUUGCUGAGUUCCAGCAGCUUCCAUCUCAUCUGACUGAUGAGCUCCACCUCUUCUCCAUGGACGACCUUAUCAAAGUCAAAAGGGGUCAGCUUGUUACCACAGCGAAGGCGGUGUUUCGGUCAGCUACGUCCCAUGUAGAGGCUUGUGAGCUGUGCCAGGCCAAAGGCUUUAUCUGUGAGUUUUGUCGUGGGCAGGAUGUUCUCUUCCCCUUCCAGACCGACAUCUGCACACGCUGCCAAGACUGUAGGACGUGCUUCCACACGGCAUGUUUCCGGGAUGAGCCUUGCCCUCGGUGUGCCCGACUGCAGAUCCGAAAGAGCCUCCAGGAAGCAGCAUCCGUCUAACUCCUCCAGGAACCUCCUUCCAGGCCCUUCUUCCCAACUCCUUGUAGGCCCAACUCCCAACUCAACUACCAACACUAUAUGUACUAAAUUAUGUACGUACCAGCAUUUCUUCAGAAACCAAGGAUACUGCUAGGACGUUUGCAACAUUGCUGUGAGGAUUUGAUUGAACAUUAGUGAGGUCAGGUACUGAUGUUGAAUGGUCAGUUCUGGAUCACUCCAACUCAUCCCAAAGGUAUUCAGAGGCCCAUCGCUCCAGAGAACAGAGUUCCACUGCUCCACAGCCCAGUGCU